Messenger RNA from Myodes glareolus (Bank vole), 3081 nucleotides. The record is from RefSeq and is a predicted model, not a curated record. NCBI's taxonomy places the organism in Eukaryota, Metazoa, Chordata, Mammalia, Rodentia, Cricetidae.
AUGCCUUGUGUGCACUAUAAAUUUGCCUCUAAACUCAACUACGACAUCAUCAUCUUCGAUGGGCCCCAUAUCUCCGUCUGUGACUUAAAGAAGCAGAUUAUGGGGAAAGAAAAGCUGAAAGCUACCAAGAACGACCUGCAGAUCACCAGCGAGCAGACGAAAGAAGAAUAUACCGACAAUGCGCUAAUCCCUAAAUACUCAUCUGUAAUUGUGAGAAGAAUUCCUACUGUGGGUGUUCAGUCCACGAGGAAGACGUCUGUGAUACGUCAAGCUGCCAAUCUGGCUGAAGCCAAUGCUUCUGAGGAAGAUAAAAUUAAAGCAAUGAUGUUGCAAUCUAGCCAGAUGUACAACCCAUUCAAUUACGUGAAGAAAUCGCUAGGUCCACCGACUCCGUUUCACGACCGUUUCCGUUCUGGUAAACCUGAUCAUUACAAUAAGAAUUGCUCAACAAACGGGGUUGAGAACUCAUCUGGCCGCAGACUCAGAAAGAGCUCUGGGAUUCCUCGAAGCUUCAUGAUGGAAGUGAAAGACCCUCACAUGAAAGGGGUAAUGCUUACGAACACCGGCAAAUACGUAAUCCCGAUGAUAGAUGCAGAGGCCUAUGCGAUCGGGAAGAAAGAGAAGCCACCCUUCUUACCAGAGGAGCCAUCUUCAUCUUUAGAAGAAGACGAUGCUGCCCCAGAUGAGUUCUUGUGCCUCAUCUGCAAGGACAUCAUGACUGACGCUGCUAUCACCCCCUGCUGCGGAAACAGCUACUGUGACGAAUGUAUUAGGACAGCACUCCUGGAAUCAGAUACACAUACGUGUCCAACAUGCCACCAGGACGAUGUUUCUCCUGAUUCUUUAGUUGCCAACAAGUCUUUACGGCAGGCCGUGAAUAACUUCAAAAAUGAAACGGACUAUACGAAAAGUCUCCGGACACAGUCACCUCCACCGCCUCCCCCAGUAGCACCACCAAGAUCUCAGAGCGAAAUAUCACAGAAGACUCAAGGCCCGUCACUACCGGCAACACCAGUCCUUGUGCCUGCUCCACCACCUCCUUUGGACCAGCCGCCUCCCCAUGCAUGGCCUCUUCCUCCACACGUACCUCCCCCACAGUGCUCUCCUCAAUUUCCUCCCGGCCAGCCCCCACCUGCAGGAUACAGUGUCCCUCCUCCAGGGUUUCCACCAGCUCCUGCCAAUCUCUAUGGGGUGCCACCAGGAGUUCAGACUGCUCAUUCAAAUACCAUCCCUACAACGCAAGCACUACCUUUGUCCAGGGAAGAAUUCUAUCGGGUGCAACGAUGUCUAAGGGAAGAGGAAAAGAAAAAGUCCAAGCUAGAGUUGACAAAUAAUUUUGCUAAGGAAUUGAUGGGAUACAAACAGAUUCAAAAGGAGCAUCGGCGCUCAUUUUCCAGGUCUAAACGUCCCUAUGGUGGUUCGUCAUAUUCAAGAAACUCAUACACUUACUCAAAGUCAAGAUCUUGCUCCACACGGUCCCGCUCUUACUCGCGAUCCUUCAGCCGCUUGCACUCUUGCUCCUAUUCACGCUCACCUCCGUACCCCAGAAGAGGCAGAGACAAGAGCCGUAAGGACCGUUCACGGUCCAGAUCUCGUGGUUAUCACCGAUCUAGGUCAAGGUCACCUCUAUAUAGACAUCAUCAUUCACGGUCAAGAUCUCCUCAAGCAUUUUGGGGACAGCCUCCCACUAAACGUAAUGUACCUCGAGGAGAAACAGAACAUGAGUAUUUUAACAAAAACAGAGACGUUCCAUCCGCUGGUGACACUAAAGACUAUCACGGAUGGAGUGUUGACUUUAGAGACCCAUUUGAGAAAGAACGCUACCGGGAAUGGGAGAGGGAAUACCAAGAGUGGUACGAACAGUACUACAAAGGAUGUGCUCUGGGGGCUAACAGAGAGGACCUCUCCCCAGAGACACUCUUACCUCUUAAUAGCAGAAAUUCACCCUUCAGAGGAGGGGGCGGAGAAGACUAUGCUGCUGGACAAAGUCAUAGAAAUAGAAAUCUAGGUGGCGACUAUCCAGAAAAGCUUUCAACAAGAGAUCGUCACAAUCAAAAAGAUAACACCAAAUCAGAAGAGAAGGAGAGUGAUACCAUCCCAGGAGACGAUAAAGGAAACAAACAUAAGAAACGCAGAAAACAAAGAAAGGGGGAGGAGAGGGAGAGCUCCCUGAACCCUGAACUGGUAGAAACGCCCAGGAAAUCCAGGGAGCCAUCAGGAGUUGAUGACACUAAGACACUGAUUGUUCUCCCAAGUAGAGAUGAUGCUACACCGGUUAGGGAUGAGCCAAUGGAGGUUGAAUCUACCAGUUUCAAAUCAGAGUCUGAAACAGACAAGGGAGAAAAAGAUAAGCCAGAAGUUAAAAGUGACAAAACCAAACGGAAAAUGAUGGCUCUGCUGCGACCAAGAAGGAAAGUCAUUAAAACCAUGGAGGAAUAUGAUAUUGAUAAUACAGCUCCUGUUGACGAUGUUAUAAUUAGGGUCCAGUUUCCUUAGUCCAAAUGGGAUAAAGAUGACUUUGCAUCUGAAAAAGACAUUAAAUCCACACAACCUAUGCAGAAUGUAGGGAAACCAUCUAGUACUAUGAAAAAUGUUAUUGUAAUAGUCAAGGACACUGAGGAAGAAUUGCAUCAGAAAAUUCAGAAGCUCACCAAGGAGGUGAGCCAUGAAAUGAUACCACACACGGUCCAAAUCAAAGGCUCUGCGUCCAGUGAGAAGGGGGGAACCAAAGACCGGGACCACUCGGUAUUAGAGAAGGAAAUACCCAACAAGGGGAAGAGCAGUGCCCAUCCAGAGAAGGAGAGCACCAUGGACCGUCUGAAUGGACAAGGAAAUUGUAAGAACCUGUCUCAGUCUUUCAAAGAGACCAGGACUUCAGAUAAGCGUGAAUCCAUUUGUGGUCCCUCAAAUAAAGACUUCACUCCUGGUAGAGACAAGAAAAUGAACUAUAACAAAGGAGAAUACUCCAGUUCCAAGUGAAGAGAUGAGGGAAGUGAGCUAGCAAGAAGGAAGGACUCUCCUCCUCGGAGUAAAGACUCUUCAUCUGGACAGAGAAGUAAACCCAGGGAGGAAAUUGCCUAA